This is a messenger RNA of Thamnophis sirtalis, 1014 nucleotides long. RefSeq names its product olfactory receptor 51E2-like. Gene Ontology annotation, molecular function: olfactory receptor activity; G protein-coupled receptor activity. The record is from RefSeq and is a predicted model, not a curated record. Gene Ontology annotation, biological process: G protein-coupled receptor signaling pathway. Gene Ontology annotation, cellular component: plasma membrane. NCBI's taxonomy places the organism in Eukaryota, Metazoa, Chordata, Lepidosauria, Squamata, Natricidae.
AUGAUAUCACAAGAGCUGAGCACGGGGCCUCCGGAUGCCACCCAGGCAGUGACCUUCACCAACGAGAGCCUGGGCAGCCCCUCCUCCCCCUUCAUCUUGAGUGGCUUGCCCGGCCUGGAAGCUGCCCACUUCUGGCUGGCCUUCCCCCUGUGCGCCAUGUACGUGGUGGCCCUGGUGGGCAACUCCAUCGUGGUGCUGGUGAUUAAAGCCGAGCCGAGGCUCCACACGCCCAUGUACCUCUUCCUGGGGAUGCUGGCAGGGGUGGACCUGGUCCUGGCCUCCUGCACGAUGCCCAGGGUCCUUUCCCUCCUUUGGCUGGACUCCAAGGAGAUCGCCUACGGGACCUGCCUCCUCCAGAUGUUCCUCAUCCACUCCCUCUCGGGCAUGGAGUCCACCAUCCUCUUGGCCAUGGCCGUGGACCGCUACGUGGCCAUCUGCCGCCCGCUCCAGUACUCCACCAUCCUCACCAACUCUGUGGCGGUCAAAGUGGGCGCGGUGGCCUUGGUGAGGGGGCUGGUCUUCUUCCUUCCGCUGCCCUUCCUCCUCAGCCGCCUCUCCUUCUGCCCCUCCAGGCCCCUCCACCAUUCCUACUGCCUCCACCAAGACAUGAUGAAUCUGGCCUGCGACAAGCAGAAGCUGAACAUGAACAUCGUCUACGGCCUGAUCGCCAUCAGCCUGGUGAUGGGCCUGGACUUCCUGCUCAUCCUCGUCUCCUACCUGCUGAUCCUGAAGGCCGUCCUGCGGCUGAGCUCCUGGGAGCAGCGCCUCCGGGCCUCCGGCACCUGCCUGGCCCACCUGUGCAUGGUCCUGGCUUUCUACGUGCCCCUGAUCAGCCUCUCCGUCAUCCACCGGUACGGGCCAGAUGUGUCUCCUCUGCUCCAGGCCGUCACCAGCAACAUCUACCUCCUGGUUCCCCCCGUGCUCAACCCCAUUGUCUAUGGGGCCAGGACCAGAGACAUCCGGAAGCGGGCCUUGAGGUACAUGCGGCUGAGCAGGAACAGGGAGCCUCGCUGA